AUGUCGCUCCCAGCAGUUCCAGCAGACUUCAAAGAAGACUUCAAGGCCGCAUCGAAGUUCUCCGAACCUCUCGAGGCCAAAGUUGAGCCAGUUGGCCAAUAUUUCUUGGCACAUGCAACAAGAAUUCUUCAAGACCGUACUUGGAGUGAGUACGAGCAGAUUAAGGAGAAGAAAGCCCGGGAAGAGGCUUCAAAGCAGAAGAAAGAUGAUGGUGAUGAGUUCGAGGAUGUGACAGACCCAGAGUUGUUGGAGCACGACCCAAGAGACUGGAAAAAGUGUGACUUGUACGCAGUUUUGGGAUUGAACAAGUUCAGAAGCAGAGCAACACGUGAUCAGAUCGACAGAGCAUACCGGAAGCAGGUUCUCCAGUUCCACCCUGACAAGCAAGGUGAGAAGGGCGGUUUCCAGGAUGGUUUCUUCAAGAUUAUCCAGAAGGCAUACGAGGUUUUGACAGAUGCAACCAAAAGAAGACAGUUUGACUCUGUUGAUAAGGCUGCAGAGGUGCCUGCACCAUCGAAAAAGAGCAAGUACGACUUUUUCGAGGCCUGGGGACCCGUGUUUGAGGCUGAGGGUCGGUUCUCGGUGAGGCAGCCGGUGCCAAAACUUGGAAAUACCGAAUCUUCCAAGCAGGAUGUCGAAGAAUUCUACAAGUUCUGGAACAAUUUCGAUUCCUGGAGGUCGUUUGAGUUCUUGGAUGAGGAUGUUCCCGACGAUACCUCCAACAGAGACCACAAGCGGUACAUCGAGAAGAAGAAUCAUAGUGCCAGAAGAAAGAGAAAGACCGAUGACAACAAGAGAUUGGAUGCUUUGGUUAAAAGAGCACACAGUGAAGAUCCCCGGAUCAAGAAGUUCAAGCAGCUUGAAAAGGAGGAGAAGGCACGUAAGAAAUGGGAGAGAGAGGCUGGUGCUAGGCAGGCUGCUGCUGAGGCAAAGGAAAAAGCCGAAAAGGAGGCUGCCGAGAAAGCAAAGAAGGAAGCAGAGCAAAAGCAGAAAAGAGAGAAGAACAAAAAGUCCAAGGAGGCCAAGAAGAGCGCCAAAAAGAAGAGUAAAAGAACCAUCAGAGCCGCUGUUAAGGACACAAAGUACUUUGGUGAUGAGGCCAAUGCUUCCGUCAUCGAUUCUGAUGUCGAAACUCUUCUUUCCUCUCUUGAAUUCGAACCCCUGGUGGAGCUUGGCGAUAAUGUCAAGGCUGCAGGUGAUGAUGCUGAAAAGAUCAAGAGUCUUCUGCUUGCUGCUGCCAAGGCCACCGGAAAGUCUUACGACUACUUCAAAUAG
Molecule: messenger RNA, 1275 nt
Organism: Brettanomyces bruxellensis
Lineage: Eukaryota; Fungi; Ascomycota; Pichiomycetes; Pichiales; Pichiaceae
Exons: 1
Coding region: 1-1275 (424 amino acids)
Biological process (GO): 'de novo' cotranslational protein folding; regulation of translational fidelity
Cellular component (GO): cytosol
Molecular function (GO): ribosome binding; Hsp70 protein binding
Source: RefSeq, a predicted model, not a curated record